GUAAAUCACCGCGUGUCACUUCGCGAGUCGUCACUGAGAUCACGGCCGAAGACUAAUCGAAUCGGAGACCUAACAUCCGCGAUAUCUUUCUCAAUCUGUAUACCUUCGAAUCUGAACUCGAUAAAAAAUACCGAUGAUUAUUCACCUGUCAUCGUCACCGGAGUCGACGUUCUAUUUACAACAGUUGUUGCGCGAGGCUUCGGACGCGAUCGCACGAACGGAUUCUGGACGGCAUAAACGUGCACGUUGUUAUCGACCUUCGCGCGGGUCACGGAGCCAGGUAGCCCCGUGAUUCGAUCGAACGAGGCUGCAUCGGUUCCUGGCCGAGACGCAGAGGAAAGGAAAAAAGGAAUACUCACCCGCUUCCAAUUAUUUUGCGUCCUAUAUACGCGAGCUGUUUCGGACUCGCCAAGAAGACUCCGGCUCCACCGAACAUCUAAAUAUACUUACCCGGUUAUCUAGCCAUGUCGGAUAAUUCGCGUGGAGUGUACAGGCGCGAGACCGAUCGACACGCGUCGCGUUGCCAUCCCAUAAUUCGUUGGGACGGUGGCGUUGCCGUGUGAUGUAACGGCCUGCCGUUCUUUCGACGCGAAACAAUGACGGCCGCACGCGACCAUUAUUUCGGGCAGCCCUUCUCGCGGCCGUUUAAUGGAUUAGGGGAGAAAAUCGUAGCGCAGCCAUAGGCGACAUUCGUAGAAUUCGCCGAUCGAUAAGCCGCGCGUCCAACGGCGGACCGUUUCGCCGACGCUGUUCGUAAAUACGGCCGUGCCGGAUUGCGUUUCAACGUGUCUCGGGUGCUCGCUAUUUUAUUGUGUCGCGCGGCUGCUCCCAUAGAUCGGAUUUCACUCUGGAACUACCAGACGUCAGCUUCGUUGCCCGGCGAAGCGGAGAACUUGACUGACGAACGUGGAUCUACCGUGUUUCGCGAAGGAAAAGAUCACGCGAAGUCUCUGCGAAUCGGAGAUCGGUCUGAGAGAUUGCUCUGAAAGAACAUUUUGUAUUCUUUUGUUGUGCCGCAGUUUGGCCUGUUGAAGGAACGUUACACGAGUAUCGUACGUACCAGGAACUGUGUCCAAGAGUGUCGAGGGAAUAAGACAAUUGGAUUAGCUGCGCUCGAUCCACGGAAAUGAAUAUCCAGAAGCCCGAGGGUCUUUUGUCAGUGGUGUUACCUACUGAACUAGCGUCUUCGCCUAGCUCGCGACAGCUCAUUAUAAAUCAAGACCAACAGGACGAGGAAGCAUCGGAUUGUCCACUCUUGACGCCCAGCCCACGGAAUGACGCGCUCGAGUCCGGCGCGAUUUUCGUUUCCCUGGAAGGAAACCCCGUGGAGUCUGUUCCUCCGCCAACACUCGACAAUAUUAAUAAGGAGGAUGGGCUUAGCGAGUUCAUGAAUAUUGUGAACAGCUCGAGCCGAGCUCUGAACGAUGAACCAAGUUCCCGCGACCCGAUGGUGGAGUCGACGAGCAGCGGCAGCAGCAGCGACACGAACGGCCCCGUCUGCGCCCAGUUGUUGACACAACUGAACACAGCGUACCAACAUUUGGCCCCCGAUGCACAGGCGCUGUUUUACAAUCAGGAGAACGGAGGAAAGCCACCCUUGGUCGGAAUUCAGCUGGUGGUGCCGAAGCCUCCGAAGGAUUACCGCUUCAUGAAAUGGAAUUGGCCGCUGAUACGGAAGACGUGUUUCUGGUCGCUGAUGUCGGUGCUAGCUGGCUGCAUGGCGCUCGUCAUCGGCAUCAUCGCCACUAUGCCAAAGAAGUGCGACCCCCGAGUACAAUGGUGGCAAGGCAGCAUCUUCUACGAGAUUUUCCCGGCGUCCUUCCAAGACUCUUCGAAAGGCGGCGACGGGAUUGGCGACCUGCGAGGAAUAGUGAUGCGUCUGGACUAUUUGAAGAAGCUGGGCGUCAGAGGGAUUCGUUUGAACUCUAUAUUUCCGGCGCCUCACUACCCCGAGUACUACAUGGACAUCGAAAGCCUAACCGACCUGAGCAAGGACCUGGGAACGCUGGAGGACUUCGCGAUACUCGUGCGCGAGGUGCACCGACGGAACAUGACGCUGCUCCUGGAUCUCCCGCUCGACCCGUUCGUGAAGACCCUGUACGACGAGAACGUGGUGAUCGAGAAGCCGAACAAAACGGACAAAGCGGUGCGCGAGAGAAAGGAUGUCACCGGUGACGCUAUCUUAGAGGACGCGGUGCCGACGACGCCGUCCAUGUCGGUCCAAGCGAUCAGGGACGCGCUGUCUUCGAUACCGCCGGCCUUGGAGGGACCCAGGCAACAGGCUCUGACGUCGAAUCACAUAAGCGCGGUGAUGGAGAAUCCGGUCACCGCUGCGAUCAGGACCUGGUCGCAGAGAGGGGUCGACGGUUUCUAUCUGAAAGGGCUGGACCGCUACGUCAACGAGACGUCUUUCCCCAGCAGUCUGAGCCGUUGGAAGUCCAUCAUAGGGUUCGAGAAAAUUCUCAUUUGCCACGUGGACACCUUGACAGCUGCCAGAUCCAAUUCCGCGAGGGAGUCCAUCUUGAAGAACAUGGACCUUGUGGAUGUCACGUUGCAAUUUACGCAUGGUGCCCGGGAGAUCAAGAAACAGGUGGAAGAGAUCACGAAGGGUGUGCUGUUCGAGAAACCAGAUUAUCCUUGGGUGCAUUGGUCCAUAGGCGGAAUAGAUUCCAAGAGAGUAGCCUCCACCAUUAGCGUGAAGAACGCUACUAUCGCUGCCUCUCUGUUGGGGAUGAUGCUUCCGGGGACACCGAGUAUAUUUUAUGGAGACGAGAUAGGUAUAUUGGACUGCGAGUGCGAAGAUCACAAGGACCUUUCUCACGUUCACAACUUGCCUCCCAUGUACUGGGAUCCGAAUGAUGGUUCUGGUCAUAAGUUCGCAACUAUGGGAGUUACGACUUGGAUACCGGAAGCUGACAAACCAUUAGAGACAAGUUUGGUGGGGACGAUAGCCGAGAUGGCUAGGCUUAGAUAUGAAACGACUCCGAUUUAUGUUAAAGCGGUGCUGAAAGAGAACCAGGUGCUGGCCAACUGUGAUGUUAGGUUCGCAGAUGAUCAAAUGAUUGUAAUAGAACGAUGGUACCCACGACGAAACUCGUAUGUCUUCGUAGCAAACCUCGGCAACCAAACGCAGACGAAGGACUUAUCUUUCCUUUAUUACGGAGGCCAUGUUGUUGUUGGUCCCACGUCCAAGCUGAACCGGGACGUGUACUUCAAGCAACUGAUCGUGUCUCCGGGGGAGGCAUUUGUCAUAAAGCUCGAUAAAUGAGGAUUCCUCGUAGAAUCACAUUUCGCAUAACAUUCAUUUUACAUCCCAUCGAGAUUUUAACGUCUUUUAAUUGAUGUUUCAAGCGUGAAUUCGUGGCGAUUCGUUUGAAAACGCGUUAUCAUUGACGUUACGAGCGUUGUACAACGAAAGAUUUCAUGCGAUAGUUCCUACUAAGUUUUAAACGAAACGCGUGAGGACGGAAGUGUCCAUAAAUGUUUCAUUUGAAAAGGAACAGAAAGUUAGAUCGAAUGGAAACAGAUUGCGAUGUAGCGUGCAGACUACGGAUAUUUAUGCAAGUCAUUCUCAUGGCUCGGAAUUGUUUUGAAAAAAUGUGUAUCUGAAUUUUAAUGUACCAAGGCGUGAGUAUAAUGAAUAUUAAUGUAUUAACACGUGUCUGUUAAUACAUCUGAAGAAAUCCGAUACAAAGUUGAAAGCACCACGUAUACACGAACAGUGGUUGAUAUUUAUUAAAUUUUCCACGUGAUGGUUUUUAGCAUGUCUAUGCGCGCCAUGAACGCAUAAAAUCUACAGUCUCGGUAAUGAGAAGGACGACAUUCUUGUUAUCAAAAAGUGUUACGUAGUCUAGUGAAAUGUGCUUGGAUAUAAGUGAAAAAUCAAAAACGGACAUUAAGAUUAAACUGUGGAUGUUCCAUGUAAGUGUAUUAUAUUAGACACUUGCGUGAGAUACAAGUGCGUGAGAUUCACAGUUUAAUCCUUACAAAAUCAAAUUCAUACACACCAU
Messenger RNA from Nomia melanderi (Alkali bee), 4010 nucleotides. The record is from RefSeq and is a predicted model, not a curated record. Lineage: Eukaryota; Metazoa; Arthropoda; Insecta; Hymenoptera; Halictidae.